AUGCCGUACAAGGUCAUUCCAGGUAAAAAUAAGCGGAAUUCGUCCAGAAUACGCUGCACCUAAACUGAUAUUUCAUCCAAACUUAUACUUACCUAACUCUCGUCGAAAACCAAAACUUGAACUGGAACUCGAAAAUCGACGUCUACUCCCAACGGUUGAUCCUUGUUCAAUGUAAUGUCACUCCCGGUGAGCCUGCGUUCGUUCUUCAUGUCAGUCCGUAGGUUACGACUUAUGGGAUAGAAAUUAUACUUUGGUAUCAAGGUGACUACAGUUUUCCUUUUUUCAGUUAUUCCACAAGUACAGCGUAGUCUUGGUCUUGUAGAUAUCAAGGUAGAGAUUUGUGACGUAGCUGACGUAUCAACAGCGUCCAAACGAAGUGAGGCUGCAGUGUUACUGCAAAAAGGUAAAGAUGUUUACAAUGACAAAAUAAUCUGUUCACUGCAUAACUUCAAGUUAAAUUUGGACAAAGAUUGGUGAGCUUAAGCAAGAGACUUUUUGUGAACACGGACGUCAGAUUGCCGAGGGAUGAAUGAUCAGUCAACUGACAUCAAUUAUUAAUUUUUUAGAUGAGAUCUUUGAAAGUGAUGAUACUCCAAGUAACUUACUUCAGGAAAUCGUCCGUGGCGAGGCUGAGAGUAAGUGCUUAUACUUAUUUAUACACUUAAAAUGUUGCUACUUUAUCACUGAUAAACAUAUUUCGAAGGUUUAUUUUUAUUUGAUUGUAACGGUUGUGAGUUGUCCCAAGUGCUCACAAGUGCAGUCAAGUACGAAAACUGACUUGCAUACAGUACAAGAAAGACGAAAUACAUUCAUACUGUUACUGCGACAUUUGAGACUGAUGGGAGAUCAGGCAUGAUUUGAGAUGUUGUACUGUGUAUCUAAUCUAAGUAAGGCCAACAAAGAUUGUCAUAUACUGCAUUUAUAUCCAUGAUCCAAAUUACCUACAGCAGGCGGGUCGGGACACUUGCCAAGAUCCCUCUCAUAAUAAUUAUAAACUCUAUCGUGUCCAUAUAUGAUCUCGUUUCAAUUCUGGGAUCCCAUACAAACGAUUUAUCAUGGUAAGGCCAAUGAACUUUCCUUCCGAGUACGUGUAAAUGCUUUUUUCUGCAAGACAUAUGACGUCAAAUACUUAAAUGUCUUUAUUCCCGCAUUGCUUUUCUCGCCUGAGGCGAGAUGAAAAUGUCCGGUUCUACUCUGCAGGCAGAAUCAUAUAAACAGGUUCUUACACUCUAAAACUUCAGCAUAAGUUCACGUUUGGUUUACAGGUAUUUCUUGCGGAGGAGUUCUAACUUUAAAAUUUUUUUCUAGGUGACAUUCGACGAAGCAAGGCUCCAGAGAAAUUUCAGACUGAACAUCCUGAUAAGAUCUUGCCAUUGGUCGAUGUUAAGGCCGGAAAACUCCCAUUGGUCAAGGGCGACUCUGGUGUUCAGCUGACUGCCUCAACAAAUGUUGCUUCCACUUCGGUGAAUGUAAUUUUCUUUUUUUUCAACGUAGUACCACUAUUCUUUCUAGAUCUGAAAAAAACCCAACAUUGAUGAACAUUUAGCGAAAGAUUGGGGGUGCAAAUUUAGUUACCAAUCCAAGCCUAUUUGCUCUAAUUUUACACUGUUAAUUUCAGGGAGUUAAUUUGACUCCAGUGGAAGUUUGAAUCCAAUUUUACUACACGUUUGGAAUUAAAUUUGGUUGAAAAUGACUCUACAUAUAAUUCAGUUACUUACCAUCUUAUUUCAAUUACGAUUGCCUUUAGAGCCAUCCAGGGAUCGAAGUGUAGAUCAAAGUUAUGAUAACAUCACUAAAUACAGAAUUUAAAUUUUUCUCUUUUGACAGGCUCUUUUCGCUACUGAACUUCAAUCCACACCAGAGGCUCAUGUAGACGAAGUUUACAAAGCAGCAUGUAAGUAAAUCGUCUUUUAGAUGUUUUAGAUGUUUUAAGUCAAUUUAGGUAUUAAAGAGCAUAUAAUAGUAAUAAUUUUGGUACCACCAGGGCCUAUUGAGCAGGGCCGCCGAGAGGUUGGCGGGGGCCCGGGGGCAAACUUUUUUUUAGGGACCCCUAUCUAAAAAAUUUUUCCCGAAAAAAAUUUUUCCGGAGAACAACCUCCCCCCCACCCCCCCGUCGCCAAAAAAUUUUCGGUCAGUGUACCAUUUUAGGGGUAAAAAAUUUUUCCGGACAAGUACGUUGCAAUUACUUUCCAGGGACUUUAUCUCAUUUUUUUAUGCCAAAUUUCGGUACUUAUCCCAAAAAAACAGGUAUCUUGUCCUUUGCCCGAAAAUAUUUAACACACAAAAAAGACUGGGGCCCAACAAAAAUUUUUCAGGGGCCCCCAGCACCUCGGGGUCCGGGGCAAUCCCCCCCCCCCUCUCGGCGGCCCUGCUAUUGAGGCAAACAUUUUGUACGGCCCUUCAUGUGACAUAUCACGCAUAUGUAAUUAAUACUAGAGGUGGCUGCUCACAUAUUUUGCCAAUUUUCGCCAAAAGGUUACACGAACUAUUUUAAAAUUUCCAAACAAACUAUUUUUCUAAACGAAUUUGUAUUCAUUGGCAAUGUCCUUGUUAUUGAAUAUUGCUUAUUUGUCCCUGUAAUACAGCUGAAAUAAAGUGCGACACCGUAUCUCAGAUCAUCAACUCGGAGAAAGCACUGUCAUUGGUUCAUGAGAAUGCCGGGGACAUUCCAGUCACAAAAAGCACUCCACUUCCUGUUGUGAAGAAUGUUGACGAGUGGAAAGAUCAUAUUACGUCUUCAGAUGGUGCUACAUCAUAUGUAAGUAUUUUUGUCAUUGAAAGUUGUCGACCUUUUAGUAAGCCUCACAAAUAAUGUCUUGUAUUUUCAGAACCUUCUUGAUGAACCUUCGACAUCACAACAAGGUACCAAAAUUUAA
Paramuricea clavata is the source of this 2876-nucleotide messenger RNA. The record is from the annotation of a GenBank genome assembly. NCBI's taxonomy places the organism in Eukaryota, Metazoa, Cnidaria, Anthozoa, Malacalcyonacea, Plexauridae.